Lasiodiplodia theobromae is the source of this 657-nucleotide messenger RNA. RefSeq lists its product as uncharacterized. Lineage: Eukaryota; Fungi; Ascomycota; Dothideomycetes; Botryosphaeriales; Botryosphaeriaceae. The coding region runs from base 1 to 657 and encodes 218 amino acids. The record is from RefSeq and is a predicted model, not a curated record. The transcript has 3 exons. Gene Ontology annotation, molecular function: arylformamidase activity.
AUGCCGGCACGAGAUGAAAGUGUGGGCGGCGAUCUACCCAUGAACGACGAUAUAAUCACCAUCAAUACGCAGUCCAGCACUCAAUGGGAUGGCUUCAGGCAUCAUGCGUGGGCCCAAAAUGGCGGUUUGCAGACCCGCGGCGUGCUUGUCGACUGGGCCGGCUGGGCUCGUAAGCAAGAUAUACCGAUCAACUUCCUCGAAGGUUCAAUCAUCCCUUUGGACCACGUCAAGGCCAUCAUCAGCGAGAAAAAGAUCGAGCUUCGCCCGGGGGACGUGCUUUUCAUCCGCAGUGGCUUUGCCGAAUUCCUCAAGGCUUUGUCAGUUGAGGAUCAAUUAAACAUCUCACAAAGAUCUCCGCCAGAAUACAUCGGUCUUGAAUCAACCAAAGCGACUCUCAGGUGGUUUUGGGAGAACCAACUCUCAGCUGUUGCAGGUGACACGGUUGGCCUUGAGACGAUGGGAGGGUCGAACACGGAGUAUCUUUUGCACCAGUGGCUCUUGGCCGGGUGGGGUAUGCCGAUUGGAGAGCUGUUUGACCUUGAGGAAUUGGCGGAGCGCUGCGCCCAGGAGGGGAGGUAUACUUUCUAUCUUUCCAGUGUUCCUGUAAAGAUGCCCGGAGGAGUGGCAAGUCCGCCAAACGCUGUUGCAAUUUUGUAG